GCGGUUGUCGUUAACAGAUGGCAGGACGAGCUUGCGGCAACAAACUUCCUCGUUCAUUGCUUAUCAACACCGUCGCUUCGACGAGACGCUCGUAUCGUCGAGAGCGAAGCAAGCGGAUAUCGAGUUGUUGCCGCCCGCCUGCUGCGCCGGCCCUAGCUGUCUCUCGAUUAAGAUGAGCCGCGAGAAUUCCAAGAACACCUACAAGCUUCGGGAUCACCCGGAUUUCCCGAAUGAGAUCAAUGUGCAAUUUCGCAAGGAGCUUCGGCCUGAGCUUAUCUGCACCACGUGCAACUGCAUCACACCGGCUGGGCUGAAGGACAGAAAGGGUCACGUGUUCUGCCGAAAGUGCGCCGGCACGCUCACGGACGACACCACUGACCAAUUCACCUGCUACACUUGUGACACGAGUGUUCCCGUAAGCUCGUUGGAAGAUAAUCAUCAAGAAUGGGCACUCUUGGAGGAUAUACCAUCUACUUGCCCCAACGGAAUCAAGGGUUGCGAUUUCAAUGGAAAGUUGCAGGAUGUUCUUAAACAUUACAAGAGGUGUGGCAUGAAAGGAAAAGCGAGGUGCUCUCUCUGCGGCGGUGUGUAUGGAGUGAAAGUGUUAGCCGACCACAUGCAGAACGACUGCCCUAAAAGAUUGGUGGAAUGCACUUUCUGCGGUGAAGACGUUCUCGCCUGCGAAAAACGGAAGCAUGAAACAAACUGUGACCAGCGUCCCGGAACGUGUAAACACUGCGAUAUGGACUUCAAAACUUACGAAGAGCUUGAGCAGUACCAUGAGCCUGUCUGCGAGCUGAAGCCUGUCGAAUGUUCGUUCAAACAGUUGGGCUGUGCCUUCAAGGCAGCAAGGCGAGAGAUGGGUGUCCACGAAGGAGACACCCGAGGCAAUCGCCACAGCGAACUCCUUGUUCGUAAAAUAUGCCACCUGGAACGAGAGAACCAGGACCUUAGGAAAACAUCCCAAGAGCUCUCAAAUACUCUUACAGAAAAGUACGAGGAGAAGAUGCGAGUAAUGGAAAGAAAAAUGGUGGAUCUUCAGCAAUCUGCCAAUGCUGAGAAAGAACUGCGCGCCGACUUGGAACAACAAGUGUUGAAGCUAGAGAAGGAACUUCAGGCACUAACAACGAAACGGAACAUUGAAAAUGGUCAACUUUCCGAACAAAUUGCUGAGACAAAAAAUUCUGUGGAGCGCAUCACCCGCGAUGUACAUCUGGACCCCGUAAAACCAGGCUUCGUGCACAUCUGGAAACUGCAGCCGUACUAUGCCCUGAAAAAUGCAGCCAUGACCUUUUCCGAGGAAAUCUCGUCGGGCACAAUGUACAUCAACACACCGGGUUAUCACGUUGAGUUCACAGUCGGCUUCGGUCGUAAUUCAAUUGUGUCGUCGCCGCACCUGUCGUUUAACUGCCAGAUUUGCCCUGGCCAAUACGACCACAUGCUUUCCUGGCCCUUCAAGAACAAGAUCAUUGUGGUUCUUGUGAACCAGCUAGAAGAACAAGCCCAGCGAUAUUUCGAAAUGCACGCGGCCUCUGCUGAACACGCCGUCGAGUGCUUGAAGAGACCGGAAUCCGAACAACGGAACCCCAAGUUCGGCGUCUCUCAGAUCAUAUCCGUGCCACUACUUGAGAAUGUCAAGAAAGGAUUCCUCUCCCAGAACUGCGUCGUAUUCAAGAUCAUCGUGCCGCCAAUUUAAUUAUUACCUCACCAUAACUACUGAAACGUUCCGUACACCAUUCCAAUAAUUCCGUAUGCUUCCGUAAAAUUUUUACGGAAAUAUAUGGCAAAUAUAUGUAAACAUAUGUAUUCAUUCGAAAAAGACAGGGCGUGCAAACAUGGACACAAGAAAGAAGUCAGGACACCACAAACGCCGUUUGUGGUGUCCUGACUUCCUUCUUGUGUCCGUGUUUGCACGCCCUGUCUUUUUAGAAUGAAUACUUACCAACUAGCUCAGCUCUCUGUUAUUCUAAACAUAUGUACUAUAUUCAAAUAUAUGGAGACAUAUGGACUGCGUAUGGAUUCUGUAAGGAAACAUGAAAUUAUUGGAAUGGCAUACGGUGCGUCUCAAUAGGGAUUAGGGAGUGCAGUACGUUGUGGCAGCGAAUACUAAAAAACUUAGUUCCAUAACACAGGGACCAUAUGGAAACAUAUCGAAUUAUUGGAAUGGCAUACUGAACUUUUCAGUAGGCAUUACGGACUACGCUACGUUGUGACAGCGAAUAUAAAAAAAACAGUUCCUGAGCACCGGGACCAUAUGGGGACAUAUGGCAAGAUAUGGACUCUAUAUAGAAGGGAGUACAAUACGUUGUGACAGUGAAUAUAAAAAAAAAGUUCCUGAACAUAUGGAAUUUCUUCAGUGCUUAGGCGCAAUACAUGUACCUUUGAAGCUACAGUUGAUCUUUCACGUUUUGUCCGAUGGAGCUCCACCUUGAACACUGCAAAUCAAAACCUGCAGGUCCUGUGGCAGUCUACAGUUCUACGCUGAAACAUAGCGAAUCAGUAGUGAGUAAUUUACUGGUGACUGCCACUUACUCUUCUUUUUUUUUGUUCGCGAAGUUUUUAACUUGUUUUCAACAUGUCCUCCCGUUUGUGAGAAAGGCAUCGAAAAUGUAGUCUCGUGUGCCUGGGCAUUGAUGCUGAAUUUGUAAUAAAGUAUUUGC
Molecule: messenger RNA, 2660 nt
Organism: Rhipicephalus sanguineus (brown dog tick)
Lineage: Eukaryota; Metazoa; Arthropoda; Arachnida; Ixodida; Ixodidae
Product: TNF receptor-associated factor 3
Exons: 13
Coding region: 173-1696 (507 amino acids)
Biological process (GO): positive regulation of JNK cascade; regulation of canonical NF-kappaB signal transduction
Cellular component (GO): plasma membrane signaling receptor complex
Molecular function (GO): protein binding; zinc ion binding
Source: RefSeq, a predicted model, not a curated record